Paraglomus brasilianum is the source of this 627-nucleotide messenger RNA. The record is from the annotation of a GenBank genome assembly. NCBI's taxonomy places the organism in Eukaryota, Fungi, Glomeromycota, Glomeromycetes, Paraglomerales, Paraglomeraceae.
AUGUCUCGUUGCGUAAAGUGUUUUGGCGGAAACAAGGUUCUUCAACGUAAAUUAGUUAUAUUGGGUGAUGGUGCGUGUGGAAAGACUUCAUUAUUGAAUGUGUACACUAGGGGUUAUUUCCCGCAGGUCUAUGAGCCAACAGUAUUCGAGAACUAUGUACAUGACAUGUGGAUUGACAACCAACAGAUUGAACUAUCGUUGUGGGAUACUGCAGGUCAAGAGGACUUUGACAGAUUACGGUCAUUAUCUUAUGCAGAUACACAUGUGAUCAUGUUAUGCUUUGCAGUUGAUUUAAGAAACUCGUUAGAAAACAUCGAGUAUAAGUGGAUGGAUGAGAUCCUGGAACACUGCCCGGGAGUAAAGAUCGUGUUGGUUGCAUUGAAAUGCGAUUUACGAGAAGAUGAAAAUACCAUACGAAGCUUAGCACGAAUGGACGAAAGGCCUGUGGCGUAUGAGGAGGGUCUAGUAGUUGCAAAAAGGAUCCACGCAUCCAGAUAUCUCGAAUGCUCAGCAAAACAUAACAGAGGUGUAAGAGAGGCCUUUGAACAGGCAGCAAGAGUAAGCAUUAGUGCAAAGCCUAGAGGAUCAUCGGGGGCCCAAAGGCGGAGUAGAUGUGCUGUACUGUGA